Molecule: messenger RNA, 1325 nt
Organism: Gongylonema pulchrum
Lineage: Eukaryota; Metazoa; Nematoda; Chromadorea; Rhabditida; Gongylonematidae
Source: the annotation of a GenBank genome assembly
CCGCGAAUCAGCCCUAUGUUGUGCUUGAAAUGGAUGAACCGGCGCAAAAAUUCCAGACUAAUCCAGGCCUCAAUAUGAGCCCAUAUUGGGAAGAAUCUUUUGACUUCGAACUGACAGCAGCGUCAGAGGAAAUCCUUUUUGAGGUGUAUGAGAGUGAAGUGAAAGGCGGUGUCGGUGCGCAGCACGAAUCCGAAGAUGACCGUUUUCUGGGCCUUGCAAUUGGUCGGCCCUAUCGAAAUGAUGUAAUUACCGGUAAUUUGACUAUACAGUUCGACUUCUAUUAUGACCCAUCGUUGGUUACAGUGGGUAAACAAGUGGAUCAGGUAGUCAUUCGGAGCAAUGUCGACCAAUUCCGGGAAACAGUCAGCAGUACAAGAAGACCAGUUUAUGAUCCACGAGGUGAAAAGGCAAAAUUUUUAGAUAUCAAUGUUACAGACAGCUUUGGGGCACACGAUGCUCAUGAAAUUGUGCCAACGAAAACUACAACGGUUACCGUGAAGACUGUCUCUCAGCUGCCAUCGAACGAUAAGCUUCAACCAUCAGGGCUGACUGUGCAGCAGCAACAGCAUCAGCCAACGACCGCUCCGGCAGCGCCAGGAAUGCAUUCACCACAACAGCAACAGCAACAACAACAGCAGCAAAGAAUACAACAACAGCAAGCACGGCAACAUGCGGAUUAUGACGGAGGGGGCCUUGAUCAUCAUACCCAAAAGACUGGUACCAGUGAAUUACAAAAACAACAGCAGCAUCACGUAUCCUAUAGUACAGUAACGCAACAGCAGCACUUAGCUACUCAGCCGAAGCAGCAGUUCGUUACUGCAUCACAGCCUGUAACGAGCAUCGGGCAACAGCAACAGCAGCAACAUCCUAUGCCCGGAAGUAGUGCUGGAACAACUUCUCUGGAUAUGAUGGCGCAGCGUGCACCUACUGCGUUAAAAAGCCAAGAAGCCAGCAUCACCACUUAUCCCCAACAACGGUAUGAGCAACAGCUAGAACACGAAGCAAAAGCAAUUAUAAAUGAUAAGCCGGAGACGCUGAAUGUCAGCACAUCUGAAGAAACCGACAAAAUGCAUCUUUCUAGAGGCCGUGAGAAGAAGCGUGACGACGAGAAGCCAACAGGGAAGCGUGAUCGUUCGUUUUUCAGCGAACUACGCAAACGGUUGAGCGGUCGCAAAAGUGCCAAAAGGCGCGCAAAGAGUUUCGAUACUGGAACUGGUGAACUGGAGGAAGCCGUUUCACUGCCUCCCUCCCGUGAUCAAUCGAGGACACGGUUUUCGGGUAAAUUACCUUUCUUCUUCAACAACUACACUAUUUUCUGUUAUUAA